AGGAAUUUGUAAGGACUGUGGAGAAGUUGGUCAUAUCAACAAAAAAAAGUUACAAAUGCCAGCUUUACGAUGCAUCCAAAAAAAGAAAAGCAGGAGCGAAGGAUGAUUACGAGACUAAGGCUGCAAAGGCUAGAGGAAAAAAGAAGAAGCUGGAAGGCAGCAAGAAACGAGCAGUAACAAGACGUUGUUUGUUCCUCUUGCGGUAAAGCAGGCCAUAGUAGAUCAUCUUCACCACUAUGCUUGAACUACAAGCCUCCAAAGGAUGUCUUGCUCCGCCAGCUGUUCGAGUCAUGAAGUCUACAGCAGGAAGCUGCUUCUAACCACACUGAUGAGACCAGCGUUUGCUCAAGUCGCUACAGAAAACAUCAUCAAAUUAGCAGAAUUUACCCGUCAAGUGGUGUAUAGAGCCCAACUAUUUGUGAACUACUACAUUACUGAUAACUACGAAACAACGACUGGUCACCCAUACCUUUAUGAGCAGAACUUCUGGUACAGCAUCUGCAAGCUUAUAUUAGGGAAGCGGGUCAGAAAUCGACAAUACAUGGACAUGUCGGUCACGCUUGCCUUUGAUGACUUUAAAAGCAAAUUUCCUACAAUCGUUUACAGUCUGAAGACACAUCCCAUGAAAGGAUACAGCGAUUCGCUGGCAGCGGCCUGCGUGACACUGGCCACUACUUAUUCAAACUUUAUACUAGAGAAUUUUGAAAAUAGGCUCAAGCACUACGCUCGAACAUGUUUGAAGCAUCUGUUCCCUGUAAGUCAUGAUCGCAUCCAUAACAACUGUAGUAGCAGAGUGUCUCACGAAGUUCUGUUUAUUUUAUGUUCUAGGAGCAUAAGAAAAGAGAAAUCGACAGAAUCGUCAACGAAUACUGCUUCAAAAAGAUAA
Mycotypha africana is the source of this 886-nucleotide messenger RNA. RefSeq lists its product as uncharacterized. The record is from RefSeq and is a predicted model, not a curated record. Lineage: Eukaryota; Fungi; Mucoromycota; Mucoromycetes; Mucorales; Mycotyphaceae. The transcript is spliced from 2 exons. Bases 263 to 886 code for a protein of 207 amino acids.